Perca flavescens (yellow perch) is the source of this 4680-nucleotide messenger RNA. RefSeq names its product ankyrin repeat and EF-hand domain containing 1a (gene ankef1a). Lineage: Eukaryota; Metazoa; Chordata; Actinopteri; Perciformes; Percidae. The record is from RefSeq and is a predicted model, not a curated record. The transcript is spliced from 11 exons. The coding region runs from base 384 to 2720 and encodes 778 amino acids. Gene Ontology annotation, molecular function: protein binding; calcium ion binding.
UUGGAUUUUUUUAUUUAGUUUUACAAAUUAUUUUUUACAGCAAUGCACCUAUUUUCUUGCUGCAGUCGAAUUUGGAGCCAUAGAAAUCGAAUAACCGAGCUCAUCACCAGUACUUGAAAGCAGCAUCAGACACCACCAAAACACAAAUGUCCUUCCCUCCCGGCAUUUUUCACGCGUGCCGUUGCCAUGGAGCUGAGUUUGUUUCUUUUCUCCGGCUCACACAAAGUGAAAGGUUGUGCUUUAAAACAAAGUAAGGACUUUUUGGACAAACUUGGCAAAAGUGUGAGUGUCGUCGCCGUCCAGACGUGCUGCGUACGAGAACAACAAAGUGCAAAAGGACUUUUAAAGUUUUUCACCAGCCACGCAGCCCAUCUAAGCCCAUAAUGAGUGGCAGAGUGGCAAGGGGCCGUCUGCAGGUGCUCCAGAUCUACCGCCUGCUGCAGUACGUCCAUGAAGGGGAUAAAGUGCAGAUAGAGAAGAUGGUCAAACUGGGGCUGGAAAACCUCAUCAAUCUCACUGAGCCACAAGAUGGCACAGGGGUGCUUCAUGUGGCAGUGUCAGCCAACAAUCAGGAUUUGGUCAGCUUCCUCCUCUCCCAGGGAGCACACCCCAACGUCCAGGACAACAACGGCCGCACCCCGGUCAUGUUAGCCGCCGAGCUGGGCAAUGAUGCCAUAGUGGCACUGCUGGUCCAGAGCAAUGCUAACCUCAGGCUUAAAGACAGCGAGGGCAAAGGUGUGCUAUUCUACUGUAUCUACCCCACCAAGCGCCACACCCGCUGCCUGCAGGUUGCACUCAAGUGCCAAGUAGACGUCAACGAUGUGUCAGCGCAGGGGACACAUGUCUUCCAGUUGAUGUGUGAAAAAGCCCAGGAGUGCACCCCCAUGUGUCUCAUCAUGCUGGGGGAAGGGGCAGACCCCAAUGCAACAAAUCAGAAAACCGGCGUCACAGCGUUAAUGGAGGCAGCUAAGGCAGGCUCCCUGCAGCUUGUCAGAGCCAUUCUAAAGAGAGGGGGAAACCCCAACGCCCUAGACCGAAAGCGCCUAACAGCUGUACACUAUGCAGCCAUGGGGGGCUUUUUUGAGUUGAUUCAGGUGCUGUCUGCAUACGCAGCAGACAUGGGCAUGGCUAACCUAGAGGACUGCACAGCCCUCCACUAUGCUGCUGCCCUGGGGAAUGCUAACUGCUGCAAGUUCCUGGCACAGAGAGGUUGUAACCCCAAACUGAAGAACCAGGAAGGUUUGCUGCCACGUCAGAUCGCCAAGGACGCUGGUCACAAAGCGGCUGUCAAGGAGCUUAAGAAGGCCGAGCGGCAGCAGGGAAAGGGCAACAAGCCCAACGGCAGCGAGUGCCCCACGUCAGAUCUCUGGGCCCUGACCCUCCACGACUGGUCAUACGAGCACGAGACUACACUACGACAAGCCUUGGGGAACCAAUCAGAAAUUGUCACCACCCAGAUGUUUAUUUCAGUGUUGGAAGAAUUGAAAGCUCCGGUGGAACUAGACCAGCUCCAUGCAGUCAUCGCAGCCCAUGACAAGGACAAAAAGGGAUGCAUCAAUGUUAGUGAUUUCCUCAAAGGUGUCAAGUACAUCAAGAAACCAUUUCUCCUCUCCACGUAUAUGCCUAAAAAGAAAAAGGGAGAAAAGGGUGGAAAAGGAGGUAAGAAGAAGGGUAAAUUUGUCCUCACCUUGCCCAUUUGCACCCUGCCGCCGGAGCGUAUGGCCCGGCGGCCAGACGGAGGCCCGCCCAAAUACAUGAUCGAGACAUACUACAACUGCUCCGACGUCCGCCGAUUCGACCGCAGUCACCCGCUAGAGCAUCCCAUAAUGAAUGACUCAGGGUGGUACAUAGAAAAGCCAGAUAAGGUCUACGUCAGCAUCAACUACUGUGUGAAAAGUGGAGACCUGGAGUCUCUGGAGCUCGCUCUCGACCAUGGGGUUCCUGUGGACGUUCAGGACGAGUUCUACAAGACGCCGCUGAUGGUGGCCUGCUCCAGCGGCAACUACGAGGUGGCUCAGUAUCUCCUCACUCGGGGGGCGGAUGUAAAUGUGUGUGACCAGUUCUUCUGGACGCCCCUCCACCACGCGGCUCACGCUGGCCAAGUGGAGAUUAUUGAACUUCUGGUGGAGGCUGGGGCCAAAAUAGAUGCCCGGGCCCUCAGUGGAGGCACGCCCCUCAUGAGGGCCAUCGAGAGCUCUCGACCCUCCUGUGUGGACUUCCUCAUCAAGGCGGGUGCCAGUGUCAACGCCGAAAACAAAAAAGAACAAAACUGCCUCGACAUCGCCAGAGCUUUUGCAGACUCCAGGAUAAUUGACUUGGUCAAAGACAAGAUGGAUUCUCUGCCUAAACAAAAGGACGCAGCGAAGGGAAAGGGGGGCAAAGCUCCAAAGCCUAAACCGGCUAAGAGCGUUGCUGCAGAAGGUGCAGCGCUCACAGAGAUCACAUCGACUAUAGCAGCAGGGAAGACCCCUCCUCAGAAGGAUUCAAAGAGUGUCAUCCUGCAAAACACCCGGAUCACUACGGGGGAAACCAACGUGGUGGAUAUCACCGUUGUGCCAAAAACGGUUUGGGGGAAGCAGCCCACCACCAGCCAGCUGAUGUCAAAGAUAGAGAGACGCAAAGAGCUCCUAUCCCUCGAGGUGGACUUUGACGACUUCAUGAUGCCUUUCAGCCAGAACAUCCAGAGGAAAACGCAGGAGCUGGCGAAAACCACAAACUAGACCGAAAGGACACAGUUACAGUAGGCAGCAAGAGACACUCACACAUUUUGGAGUACUAUAUUGCGUUCCAUUUGUCCUCGGAGGACGGAAUUUCCGACGUCAAAGUCGGAAACGCCCCCUUGAACUCAGAUUUCCGAGUUGGGAAGUCGGGCAAACUCGCAGUACCCCAAGCUCAAAAUCCAACAUGGCUUCCCCCUGCAUCAACAGUAGUGAAAUACAGUUAUUAGAACUUAUGUGUUAUUUGUGUCUCACUAAAUACGUACAAACAGUCCUGUCCAACUUCUACCUGUGGACGGAUGUUGGUAGGCUGUUUGUAUCCACAAAAAAACACAGCGUAAUGCUUGGUAUCAACUGGUAUUGCUAACAAUGGCUAAUCUGGCUAGAGCUUAACCCACAAUAAAACAAUCUGACUUGUAGUCAGUUAAGUUCCGAGGUAAAUGGAACGCACCAAUAUGCUUCAUCCCAAAUUCCAUACUAACAUGCUAUUCAGUAGGCUGAAACAGAAUGUGAGAUUUUUUUAGUAUGUCCGAAACCUUAGUAUGAAAGUAAGCAAAUUGCAUACUAUAUCCGGUCAAAUAUUACAGUAUGCAAUACUGGAAACUACGCUGGCAAAAGUAUCCCACAAUGCAGUGCAGUAGUAAUGACAACGACUUAAACAGACAAACGGACAGCAACCAAGCUCUAAAAUGCCAAUAACGCUCUGAUUUACAUUUAUACUUAUUUAAACGAGUGUUGGUCUAGUUGUUUACCUUUUUCAGUAAUUGAUGCCGCUAGAGUGGUCAGCAGGGGUUACCAUGAUUACGGCAAUGAGGCUCUCGGGAAGUGAAAUUUCAGCUUUAGUGCGUCCGAAAACAUACACACUACUGUUUAUUUCCUCAAAAGUGUGUUGAACUAUAGUGUACAUAUUGAGUAUGUAGUGCAGAGUAUGCGAUUUCGGACGCAACCGUAGUUCAUCAGACAACUCACUUUUGAAAUGUUUAUUAUAACAGCAGAACGUUGUAUUUGGCGGCCAGAGUCUGACCUCCUCAUUCCCUGCAGUUUGGCUUUACAGGAGAUAUUGGGGAGUGAUGAUAAAGUCCUGAUACGGAGAGUGAGGCAUGUCACGUGUGUGUGUACAGCGGUGCAGCUCGAGUUAUUACAACUACUUUAAUCAACCAAGUUGGACAUCAUGUUGCUAAACCUCUCAUUUUUAAUCUUGUCAUUUAGUAUCAGAACAAUGUCAAUACAUAGUCAGGAAUUGUUAGGACAGUACAUGUAUGAUUUCAUCACGCUAACUUACCAAAGGUAAGCAAACUGCUUUUAUUAAUAAUCAAAUGUCAUGCCAAGAAAUCUUCUCACUUAAAAAUAAAGUUUUUGUUAGGUGUACACCAUCCAGUACUGUAUAUUCAUAAUGCUAAGCAGGUUUGUAUAUCUUGGCAAUUGUCAAACAAAAAAUCUAACAUGUUAUGUUUUGUCAAUACACUGAAACAUGCACUGAAUACAACUUUUUUUGUACAUGAAUACAGAAUUUGUGGCUACUGUACUUACUCUGCUUUCAGCUUGGUCAAACUGAGAGCCAUUUUGCUGUCUAUAAGGACAGUUGUUUAAGUUAAUUGUAAAACAACACACAGUUGUCCAUAUGAGCUUUGAAACAGGCAUUUCAUACUGUAAUAAUUCCUCCUGUUCAUACUGGCCAUUAAGAGGGAAUUAUGAACUGAAAAAGACAAUUUUGUGUGGGUAACGUGUACAUUUACUGUAUUUUGUACUCUUUAGUUUCAUAGCAUAAGAGCUGUAAAUGAGACAAAUGUUUUAUUCAUUUUAUGUUAUUGGAGUACAAACAUAUUUCACAAAAAUGUUUCAAUUCAGGUGACGUCACUAGGUAAAUACUUCCUUUCUCUGGCUUAAAAUCCAUACAGAUUUUCCAUGAUAUGGCCAUAAAGUUGGCAUUACAUUUCAUCCAAGGUGGGAUUAUGAAAAGGAC